This is a messenger RNA of Prunus avium (sweet cherry), 2085 nucleotides long. RefSeq names its product UDP-glucose iridoid glucosyltransferase-like. The record is from RefSeq and is a predicted model, not a curated record. Lineage: Eukaryota; Viridiplantae; Streptophyta; Magnoliopsida; Rosales; Rosaceae. Gene Ontology annotation, molecular function: quercetin 7-O-glucosyltransferase activity; quercetin 3-O-glucosyltransferase activity.
UAGUAUGGUCUCUGCAGGACUGAAGGGCGGCUACUCUAUAUAUUUUACAUACUCAAGCCCCAAUGAAUUUCAAGGAGACAGUCAAGCAAUAUAAAGCUUACAUAGCCGCAAGCUAUUGAGUGUCUUUGUGCGUGUGUGUGCGCACUUAUCGGGGAGACAGGAGGAAGAGGGAGGGAGGGAGAUGGAAAACAAAGCACAGAAUGGUCAACUGUUGGUCUUAGUUCCAUGCCCAUAUCAAGGCCACAUAAACCCUAUGCUUAAGCUGGGUACCUUCCUUCACUCAAAGGGCUUUUCCAUUUCAAUUGUUCACACCCAUUUCAACUCUCCAAACCCUUCAAACCACCCCGAAUUCACCUUCUUUCCAAUACCAGAUGGCUUAACUGCUGAUGAGAUUUCAUCUGGGAGUGCAGUAGCUAUUAUGUUUGCUAUUAACGCCAAUUGCAAAGCGAGUUUCGAACAAUGCUUGACUGAUAGAGUGAAGGAACAAGAACCGCAGAACAAAAUCACCUGCAUCAUCUAUGAUGAAUUUAUGUACUUCUCUGAAUCUGUGGCUAAUGAUCUAAACAUUCCAAGAAUACUCUUACGCACGCAAUGUGCUACCAAUAUUAUUGCUCGCAACGCUAUUAUACGACUUCAUUCGAAAGGUUGCACUCCCUUCCCAGACUCUAUGUUACUGAACUCAGUGCCCGAGCUUCAUCCCCUCAGGUUCAAGGAUCUCCCCAUCUAUAUUUUCGACACACUUGAAAACUAUUUGAAACUAUUGACUAAUGCCAACAAUGUUAGGACAUCCUCAGCCAUCAUUUGGAACACCCUGGACUGCCUUGAUCAAUCAUCACUAGCACAGAUCCAGCAACAAUGUCAAGUUCCAAUCUUCUCCAUAGGUCCUCUUCACAAAUUUGCAACAGCAGCCACCAGUAGUUUACUAGAAGAAGACACUGGCUGUGUUGCUUGGCUUGACAAACAAUCCCAUAACUCAGUUAUCUAUAUAAGCUUGGGGAGUCUAGCAUCCAUCAAUGAGAAAGAACUAGCCGAAAUGGCUUGGGGAUUAACUAUCAGCAGGCAACCUUUUUUGUGGGUGAUCAGGCCUGGAUCAAUUUGCGGUUCUGAUUGGAUUGAGCUACUGCCACAAGGUUUACUAGAAGCUGUUGGAGAAAGAGGUUGCAUCGUGAAAUGGGCACCCCAGAUGGAAGUUUUGUCUCAUGACGCAGUGGGUGGGUUCUGGAGCCAUUGUGGUUGGAACUCAACCCUAGAAAGUAUAUCUGAAGGGGUUCCGAUGUUGUGCAGGCCGUGCUUUAGCGAUCAGACGGUGAAUGCAAGGUAUGUGAGCCAAGUAUGGAAAAUAGGGAUACAAUUGGAGAAUGAAUUAGAGAGGGGAGAGAUAGAGAGAGCUGUUAGAAAACUUAUGGUGGAUGAGGAUGGGAAGGGAAUGAGGGUGAGGGCCAGGGAGUUGAAGGAGAAAAUAGAUGUUAGUAUGAAGGGUGGCUCUACCUACCAUUCCUUGAAUGAGCUUUUGGAGCUUAUAAGGUCAUUUUAAUUGGAACAACAAGUGUUUUUUUCCCCUCAACUAAGUUCUUUGUCAUUAAAUUGAUAGUUGAGGCUUCUUGCAUCUGAUGUAAACAAACUUCUCUUUGUAGUAUAUUACUCACUCUUGGAUGAAAUUUACUAUUCCAAUGCAUUGGUUUGUACAAUCCAGACUUUACAUUUCAAAGUGGUUGAAGCAACAAUAUCAAGGUGAUUCUACGAACUAACACAAUCAUUCCACUACAAAUCAUUGAUGGAAAAUUGUUUCUCUGCUCUUCUUUCGUAGAUCGUCGCUACCAACAAAAGAGGGUGAAGAGGUUCUGUUAUAGCACAAAAUAAAGAAGAAUAGCAAAGACAGGAGGAACAACGUCAAGUGUCCAUUGCUCUGUUUCUCUAGAUUGAACUGGGUGUAUCUAACCAUUAAGUUUUUUUAUCUUUGUGAAAAGUGUUGGAAAAAUGGCUCACAUUUAGUAUGCAAGUGAAGGAGUGAGCGACCGGUAGCAAGGUUUGGGCGACCGGUCGUUUUUACACAUAUUCGAAGGCUGGAGAAAUCGCAGAAAGCGA